Molecule: messenger RNA, 4698 nt
Organism: Cyprinus carpio (common carp)
Lineage: Eukaryota; Metazoa; Chordata; Actinopteri; Cypriniformes; Cyprinidae
Product: proto-oncogene DBL-like
Exons: 26
Coding region: 1100-4156 (1018 amino acids)
Biological process (GO): intracellular signal transduction; dendrite development
Cellular component (GO): cytoplasm
Molecular function (GO): guanyl-nucleotide exchange factor activity; protein binding
Source: RefSeq, a predicted model, not a curated record
GCGUUAGAGUGCCAUGUAUUAUAGGUGUGACAGUAAUGAGCAGAUAAGUGCGGUCAAGGUGUCGUCGGCACUGCAGCAUCCGCUCUGCGGCUGAUCGCUGCUGCUGCUGCUCACAGACCCGCUGACAAAGUCAUGGAGGGAGGGAAGUUGUGAGGCUAAGAAGUGGGUCUACAUCCCCACGAAAAGGGCAAUUUAAAAACAAUGGCGGAGGCUAAUCCACUCAGGGGACUGCCCCGGAUCCAGAGGGCUGCGGUAAAAUGGAUUCUUCUCGGUUUUGGACCGGGUUUAUGCUGCAGAACUGACAAACGCUACUGCGGGCGCUGGGCGCGAGUCUGGUUUGCUUUUGAUUAAUAAGAAACUAUAAACAAGACUAUAAACGCAAGCGUUUGUAAUAAUACAUAUUAGUUAGGACCGGGAUAAUUAUUGAGGUCAGCAGUAUUGCGUUUUACAUUUGAAUACAGGCAUGUGCAAUGAUCGGUUUUUGAAACACCUGAGCACUUCGUUUGUAACUCCGUGUAUGGAUUAUGACUAACGCAAUAAUAAUAGACUUUAUACUUUUGGCUGUGCAUCUGUGUUUUAUUGCUAGUCAUUACACAUAUGCACCAUAAGGGUGUAUUUUAACCCCUGAUGAUGAAGUAAAUUGCAGGACUACUGAUUAUGGCAGCAAAAGUGAAUGUCUCUGAUGAGGUUUACUGAUCAUAAGUCAAUCAAAAAGGGAGACGACAGACAGCUUACACUUACUUUUCAGCAUUAGCAGUUAGUCGGUCUUUAAGGGUCUGAAAAAGUGCAUAGUAGUUGCUAGUUAGAUUGAAUUUCCUGCUUGAAUCAGCAGGAAAGGUGUUACAAGAGGAGGUCACAUUUUAGUAUUUUAAAGGCUAAAAAUACAUUUUAAUUGUAAUUCGAGUUCUGCCCUUGUUGUUUAAUCUGUUUGCUUAAUUAUAAUUUCAAUAUGUGCAUCUAUGGAAAUAGGUGGGUGUCUGACCUAAAUCUGUGAACUCAUUAGAAGAGAGAGGAUGAUAAACAAGCAGCCACCCACUCUUUAUGAUUAAAUUAUUAUAUUAUUACUCUAUAAAUCAUUAUGUGAUUGGAUAUGAGUUGAAUGUGCCCAUCUCAUCUUCAGAUGUCAUUCCCUGGACAUUUGCACUUAGUUCUAGUGCUGAGACCCAAAACCCAAUUGCAGACCACUGGAACAGACCUCGGUUUCCGCUUCAGUCAGGACGACUUUGCGCUCAAGAUGCCGAUGGUAAUGCUGAGCUCCCUGACAGACCUGCUUCGCUUCAUUGAUGAAAAUCAACUGAGUACUGAGUUUGGUGGUACGCUGGAGGAAUGCCAUAGUGACUGGAUAGUUCUGCAAACGGCUAUAGAGAGUUUUGCAGUGAAUGUAAAGGAGAUUGCUCAGUUACUACAGACAUUCGGCACAGAGCUGUCUGAGAUGGAGCUACCUGAUGAAGCCAGCGGCAUUGAGUACCUACUCAGAUCACACACUGAGAAAUACAGGCAGAUGAAGGAUGACAUUAGGUCAGUUAUGAGGGAAGGACGCCAGCUUCUCUCAAACCUUGAGGCCUCAAAAGCUGUGGAAGGUGCUGCAGCAGAAGACAGAGACACUAGCCAAGACAAAGAAAGAGUGCAGAGACUCGUGGCACAGUUACGAGACAUGGAGAUGGCCUUUGAUGGCUUUUUUGAGAAGCACCACCUCAAGCUCCAACAAUACCUUCAACUGCUCCAAUACGAGAUGAGCUUCCAUGAGAUGGAAGCCAUUCUGGAGAAACUCAGUGCGCAGGAGAAAGCCAUUGCAUCUGUGGGGACAACAGUGGCCCAGACAGAGCAGCUGCUCAAAGACCUCGAGAUGCUGGAAACCACAGCAGAGGAAGAAAUGGGCCAUGCUCAGAUUAUUAUUCUACAUGGGCACCAGUUGGCAGCGAGUCAUCACUACGCUCUUGCCCUAAUAGUUCAGCGCUGCAAUGAACUGAGGCAUCAGUCUGACACUCUCACUACAGCUCUUCGUGCCAAACGGGCAUCUCUCACGCGCAUACGAGACCUGCUGUUGCGGUUGGAGGAGACUGUGCGUUGGUGUGAUGAGGGUGCCUAUCUGCUGGCAAACCAGCUGCUGGAUAAGUUUCAGUCAAAAGAGGGGGCGCAGGCAGCCCUGCAGGACAUUGAGAAACUGAUGGAGACAGAUCCCUCAGUGCUGCAGUCUAACCCGGACAUUCUCAGCCUGGAGUUUGAAGCAAUACUCACUCCACAGUUGCAGUCUCAGAUAGAGUCUGUCACAGAAAAGCUAUCAGCAGUGCAGGGAAUGAUCCAGAGCAGACAGUCCUGUCUGAGGAAACUGGCUGAUAUUCAAGUCAGACCCAUCCAGCUGGUUGCUCCGAGGCCUGAGAACUUGCCAUGCUGCAAAUCCCCUGUAUUCUCUCCUAAACACAGUUUUGAUGUGAACUCCGGUUUAAGGUUUUCUUUUGAUCUUGCACUUCCUGGUAAAAGGGCCUCACGGAAAGGUCCCAGCACUAAAAAGAUAGAGGUCAUGCACGACUACGAGGAGAACCGCAGCUGUCUGUCCUACAGCCCAGAGGGAGUUGAGAACCCCGACCAACAUAAACGCCAUGUAAUGAAGGAGCUGAUUGAGACGGAGAGAAUUUAUGUGGAUGAGCUGCUGUCUGUUUUGCUGGGUUACAGGGCAGAGAUGGACAACCCAUAUCUCUCUAAUAUAAUGCCAUCUGUACUGCGAAACAAGAAAGAAGAGCUGUUUGGAAAUCUGCCGGAGAUCUAUAAAUUCCACAGCAGGAUAUUCAUGCAGGACCUCCAGAGCUGCUUUGAGACCCCAGAGAGAGUGGGAGAGCGCUUUCUGGAACGGAAAGAAAAUUUUCAGGUCUAUGAGUGCUACUGCCAGAACAAACCUCGCUCAGAUGCCCUCUGGAGGCAGUGUUCAGAUUCAGCUUUCAUCCAGGAGUGCAAAAAGAAGCUGGAUCAUAAACUGGGUCUGGACUCAUAUUUGCUGAAACCUAUUCAACGUUUAACCAAGUACCAGCUUCUUCUGAAGGAACUACUAAAACACAGCUCAAACUCACAGUAUGCAUCUGAGCUGCAAGGGGCGCUAAAUGCCAUGCUGGACCUCCUCAAGUCUGUCAAUGACUCCAUGCAUCAAAUUGCCAUCACUGGUUAUGAGGGCGAAUUGAGUGACCUGGGCCGUGUCCUUAUGCAGGGGUCUUUCAAUGUCUGGAUCAACCAUAGGAAAGGGCCAACACGCAUGAAGGACAUGGCUCGCUUUAAACCAAUGCAAAGGCAUCUGUUCCUUCAUGAAAGAGCUCUGCUUUUCUGCAAGAAGAGAGAGGAGAGCGGAGAGGCACAUAAUCGGACAGCCUCUUACAGCUUCAAACACUGCCUGAUGAUGAGUGCUGUUGGUAUCACAGAAAAUGUCAAAGGGGAUGUAAAGAAGUUCGAAAUUUGGUAUAACGGAAAAGAGGAGGUGUAUGUUGUUCAGGCUUCAACUGUAGAUGUGAAGACUGCAUGGCUCACGGAGAUUAGAAAAAUCCUCCACAAUCAGCAAAAGAUUGACAAAGGUGAUGCUCACCUGGAUGGUGAGCAGACAUUAUCUCCACCCUUGGCUGACAGUGUGAGGCAUAUGUCGGUAUGCAUGCCCUGGACAUCCACACAGAUCACUGGCUGCUCAGGUUGUUUUGAUGUCCUUGCUCACAGCAAGCUCCAGGGGGCGUCUGUCAGCUCUGAGGAGGCCGAUUCAGGCCGCGUGAGUCCGGUUUUGACAGACCCAGUCAUUGUUUCUCCACGUCCUCGCCACCACAACCACCGCAGCUGGCCAGGGACAUCUCACUCAGUGGACAUCAGUGAGAGUCUGGAGGACUGGACCACUGACCUUUCGAACAUUUCAGACUCUGAUGAAGAAGACGAUGUAUUGCUUGUUCCUGGAAGGUAUAGAGCAAUGGUGGACCACUUAAAGUGUGGCAAGGAUGAUGUAAUCAUCAAAUGUGGUGAUGUCAUUCACGUGCUUAAGGAGAGUGCCAUGGGGCUUUGGCAUGUUAAGAAUUUGACUCGUGGAGGUGAAGGAAAACUCCCUGUUGAUGCACUUCUGAGAAUGCUGGGAGACGCAGGCAGAAGUCCCUCCAUUAGGCCAGGAGUGGGGCUUAUGGUACGGGAAAUAUAAACAGCAGGAAGCCCAGCAACACAUAAGUACAUAAACCACAUGUACACAAAGCUCCCACCAUGUGACAACCCUAAAGACCAUUAUUGUCAUUCAGGACUGAGCCCAGUCAUGCCAACCUGAGCCACACAAACAAACAACAAGUCAGGAAAACAGAGACUCCUAGUCAAAAGAAAGUUUCCAUCUGCCAUCAGUGGGGAUUUUGGAUUAUGCUGCAUUUAAAAACAAAAAUAUAUUCCUCUCUCUCGUCGAACAAGUCAAUGACACCAUCAACAACAGUCUGGAAAUAAAAGGAGCUUUGCAAAGCACUUUACACUGAUCUACUUCACCCCAGAAAGUACCAUCACCAUGCUGUGCCAUAACAUGAUAUAAAACACGUAUUUGUGUAGUUAGCACAGUAUUUAACUGUUUAAUAAAAACAGGAAGGUUUAUUGCAUGGGGCGUAAACUGGCUUGAGAGAAUAGUAAACUAUUUUUUUCUCAGUGGUUAGACAUUUAUUUAAAAAGCCAUUUUAGUUCUGGAAUGGACACCAGUGCUACAAAGAA